Molecule: messenger RNA, 1679 nt
Organism: Anguilla rostrata (American eel)
Lineage: Eukaryota; Metazoa; Chordata; Actinopteri; Anguilliformes; Anguillidae
Gene: ccdc83
Product: coiled-coil domain containing 83
Exons: 10
Coding region: 456-1625 (389 amino acids)
Source: RefSeq, a predicted model, not a curated record
UAGUGUGCCUCAUUUGCUUUGUUUCAAGACUUCGAGGACUGAGCAAAUAGGUUUUCAUCAUAGAUAGCAAGCUAGCUAACUGACAUAGUUUGCGUCAAUAUCAAUGCCACAAUAAAUUGAUAAUAAAUUCACCUGCAGAUGCUGUUAUUUGUUAAAAUUUCAUCUUAAGUAAUGUUUACGCAACUUCAGCAGGCAAGCAGCAAACUAUUCAUCUUGCUAGCUUAGCUAGUUAUUUGCUGAAUAGGUUAACGUUAGCUAGCUAACGUCAAGGUAUUUGAACCUAACCUUAUCUAUAUCAGUUAGGUAGCUAGCUGAGUAACAUUUAAUUGCGGUCAUGACUCAGCCCAGUGUAAUUGAACUAACUAACUAGAAAGUUAAUCCUCGUUGAAUGAAAGUAGCUACUGUGUAGUUGUUUCGAGUUCAUUUGCCAGCCGCUAAAUAAACUUUUGAUUACCAUGCCAAAGAAGAAACAGACUGAUGAAGACAAACUGACGUUAGCAGAGUCCUUCAUAAAUUUCCAAAUUCAAGUUAAGAGAAAAGAAGUCGAGGAUUACCAAGAGGAAGUUAGUCUACUUGAGUACAAGAACCAAAGAUACAAGAAUCAAAGGCAACAGCUGAAAGAGGAGCAGUUGGGCCACAUCAAGUCUCUGCACAAGCAGUUGAAAGACAAGGAGGGAAAGCUAGUGCAGAAAGAGGUGGCAUGCAGGCAAGAGGUUGACCAGGCCUUACAAGAAAAUGUGGAGCUCAUCAGGACCCAGGAGCUGCAGCUGGCAGAGUUGCAGAAAGAGCUCAACAUUCUGGAAAAGCGAGUCAAUGCCCUGCAAACAGAGAAGCAGAUCUGGGUGGAUUAUAAACUGGUGGGCAGCCAGGGAAACCAACAACAGAUCCAGCUGCUGGAAGAUGAGCUCACACAUAUACACAAGACCUUCCAGGAGAUGUCAGAGAGUAUUGAGUGGACAAUGAAGGAGGACAUGAAGAAAACUGACAAGAAGACGGAGAGGAAGAUGGAGAAGGAGAAGCAUCUCGCUUCAGAGAGAGCCAUUAAACACCUUGACAAACACAGCCGGCUGGCCAUCAAAGAAAACAAGUGGCUCAAGAAAGCGCUUUCCUUUUACAAAUUAGAAGUUUCACGUCUGGAAGUGGCUGUUCAGAAGCUUGAGGAGAAGAAUUUGGCAGUUUUAAAUCAACUGUUUGAUCUGAAAUUCAGUGACCCCAGUAUACUCAGUGACAUCUUUAUAAGCAAGACGCCUGAUCUGAGUGUGUCUGACUCAGAAACUCCAGGGGAGACCAUGGAACUGGGCAUCAUUGGCAAACCAGCGGAAGCAGACGGGGCUCUGGGGUGGUCAGCGGCCCCGGAGAGAGACGAGCCGUCCAGCAGCUGCGCCCAGCCCGCCGACCAGCCAACCGGUUACUCCACCCAGGAGAUCAGCGACUUGCUGUACGGCCGCCAGAGCCACGUUCAAGACUCCCCGCACCUGGGCGCCCUAAAGCUGCUCAAUAUGGAGGGCAGGAGAGCCGUUCUGCACCAGGUCUCCGCUUCCUGGGACACGCUGCCCCCCGGCCUGCAGGAGAUCACCUCCGACUGGCCCGUCACCACCCGCAUGAUCCUCAGCAGAUUCAAAUAGCCCGUCUGCACUCCCGCUCCAACACCCGCACAAUAAAGGUGCUUUUAUACAGAA